Ricinus communis (castor bean) is the source of this 2381-nucleotide messenger RNA. Its product is annotated as ABC transporter G family member 15. Bases 116 to 2209 code for a protein of 697 amino acids. Gene Ontology annotation, molecular function: ATP binding; ATP hydrolysis activity; ABC-type transporter activity. Gene Ontology annotation, cellular component: membrane. NCBI's taxonomy places the organism in Eukaryota, Viridiplantae, Streptophyta, Magnoliopsida, Malpighiales, Euphorbiaceae. The record is from RefSeq and is a predicted model, not a curated record. The transcript is spliced from 9 exons.
UUUCUUCUUUGACGUGUUUUGACAUGGGCCACAAAUAAUUAAGAAGAGCAGACAUUGCACUCACACAACUGGGUAGCUACUUAUAGCUGUGGCCUGUGCGCAGUAAGACAUAGCCAUGGAUAUGAAAACAAAAGAAGGUGAGGGUUUUGGAGAUGAGUUAGAGAUGGGAGUAAUGGGAUCGAAUCAUGAAAAAAUGAAAGCUUUGGUGUGGGAAGAUGUAUCAGUGAUGGUGAAUCAAUCCUACUGGAGCAUGAUGAGAGGAUCAUCAGCAAACAAGAAUAAGUUGCUGCACGGGCUAAGUGGGUAUGCCUUGCCUGGUCGGGUUAUGGCGAUUAUGGGUCCUUCUGGCUCUGGCAAAUCUACCUUGCUUGAUGCAUUAUCUGGAAGGCUUCCAUCCAAUGUAAUCAUGACAGGAAAUGUUUUGCUCAAUGGGAAGAAGAGAAGCAUCGGCUGCACAAAUAUUUCUUAUGUUACUCAAGAAGAUCAUCUUUUGGGAACUCUUACUGUCAGAGAAACACUAGCUUACUCAGCUCACUUGAGGCUUGGUUCUCGGAUGACAAAGGAAGAAAUCGAUGCAGUGGUAGAAGAAACAAUGAAGGAGAUGGGACUGCAAGACUGUGCAAAUAGCAAAAUUGGGAACUGGCAUCUGAGAGGAAUAAGUGGGGGGGAAAAAAGAAGAGUCAGCAUCAGCCUUGAGAUGUUAACACAGCCGCAUGUUAUGUUUCUUGAUGAACCAACUUCGGGUCUUGACAGUGCUUCUGCUUACUUUGUUCUUGAAGCUCUAAAAAAUAUUGCUCUGGAUGAGAGAAUAGUUGUCUGUUCUGUUCACCAGCCAAGUAGUUUCACCUUUGAUUUGUUUGAUGACCUGUGCCUGCUUUCAAGUGGCGAAACCGUUUACUUUGGAGACGCAAAGACAGCUCUAAAGUUCUUUGCUGAGGCUGGAUUUCCUUGUCCAACAAGAAAAAACCCUGCUGAUCAUUUUCUUCGGUGUAUCAAUACAGACUUCGACAAGAUCUCUGCAAUUAGAUUACGAACACAAAGAGAUUUGGGAUCUCCGGAGUCUUCGAGUUCUCAUAUCAAUUUGAAUAUAGAAGACAUCAAAGCCAUACUCAUCGAAAAAUACAAGAAUUCUGAAUAUCCAAUAAGUACAAGAAAAAGGGUCCGGGAGAUUGCACUAGUUAAUGAUGAGCCUAUGAGUGAUUUAAAGAUGAAAAACAGCAGUUGGGGGAAGCAGCUCUGCACAUUGACUAGUCGAUCAUUCGUGAACAUUACAAGAGAUGUGAGGUAUUACUGGAUAAGGAUAUUGUUCUGUGUUAUUGUUGCAUCUGGUGCUGGAAUUAUGUUCUUUGAUAUUGGCUUAUCACUCCCAUCAAUCUUGACAAGAUCUAAAUGCUACACCUUUUUUUACGACAUCAUGCUUGUCUUGUGUGUUGGAGGCUUACCCUCUAUCACUGAUGAAUGGAAGGUAUUACACUAUGAAAGAUUAAAUGGGCAUUACGGAGAAGGUGUGUUUGUGAUGUCGAACUUCCUCGCAACGUUCCCUUUCAUGGCGAUCACCGCUGUGUCAUCCGGAAGUAUAAUAUAUUUCAUGGUGAAAUUUCAUAUGGGAAUUUCCAUCCUUUGCCAUUUCUGUGUCAACACCUUCUGCUGUAUUUGUAUUAUGGAGAGCAUUGCAAUGAUUGUGGCAUUUCUUUUACCUAAUUUUUUGAUGGGUGUAGGAGCUUCAGCUGGUGUAAUUGUCUUUUUGACUAUCCCAGCUGGACUCUAUAGGCAACUGUCUUAUCUUCCCAAGUUCUUCUGGCGCUACCCAAUGAGCUAUAUCAGUUUUACCACCUGGUCUGUGCAGGGUCAAUUCAAAAAUGACAUGAUCGGACUGGAGUUCGACCCCAUGGUGCCGGGGGACUCGAAGCUCAGAGGAGAGGAAGUUCUCCAGAAGUAUUAUGGUAUUGAUUUAAAGUGGUCGAAGUGGUGGGAUUUGGGUGCUGUUUUGUUCUUAUCGUUGUGUCACAGGGUUUUCUUCUUUAUGGUACUGAAAUACAAGGAAAAAGUACGAUUCCUACUAAGCAGACACAACUCAACAGAAACUAUCAAACACUUGGCACAAAAGCCUUCAUCGUUUAGAAGGGAUUUGCAUAAUAGCUUCUCUAAGAGACACCAACCCCUUCAUUCAUUGUCUUCUCAAGAAGGUCUGUCAUCACCAUUGCCUUAGCAGUGUAUAUAUAUAUAUAUAUAUAUAUAUAUAUUAUUAUACAGAUGUUCUUAUAUUUUACAUUUAGCAGAUGAACUAAAUAGCAACUAAAUGAGCUGAGAGACAAAGUCUGUUUGGUUUGCUUGUAUUGUAUCUAAAAAAACUUAAUCAGAAUAGUUAUUUUAAUGAUUGA